AUGACCGAGGUCGCCGAGUUCGCGCAGCUGGCCUUCCUCUCCGCGGUCGACAAUGGGGAGGUCGACGGCCAAGACAUCCGGAAGGGCCUGGACAUCCUCUUGACGUGCAUGGUCGACGCCGGCGGGAAGCUCAAGAAGGUGCAGGCGCCGACGCCGCAGGUCAUUCCGCUCAGCGCACUGCGCAAGGGAAGCCUUGUGCGCCCCAAGGCCAUCAAGCAGGUCCCGACCAUGAACCCGAUCCUCGCGCGCCUCGCCGCGAAGAAGCAGCGCAAGGUCUGCGGGUACAUUUUCAAAGCCGAUGAGAUGGCGUACAGCUGCCGCGACUGCCAGCACGACUCGACGUGCGUCAUGUGCCAAGCGUGCUUUGCCGACAGCAACCACGACGGCCACGACGUCUCGUUCCAGCGCACGUCGGCCGGCGGAUGCUGCGACUGCGGCGACACGGAGGCGUGGGCGAAAGACGGCUUUUGCCACAAGCACCCGGGCCGCGACGCGUCCAUAUCGAAACCCCUCGUGCUCCCAAAGGGCAUGCAAGAGGUGGCUGCGCCGCUCAUCAACACGGUCGUCCAGUACGUCCAUGAUGUCUUGGUCAUGGCCGAAGACUCGGUCGAGAUUACGACCGUCAUGCGCGAGCUCUGCGCGAUGGUGCCUCCUCCGGAUCGUAUUUCGUGGAAGGACUCGGACGACGCGCGCGAAGCCGCUAACACAAAGACGCGCGCGGAGCGGGAAGCGGCGCCGCCCGCGACCGAGUACGACGUGCGGCUCCACAGCGACGACGUCCAUCCGUUCCAGGACGUGGUCAAAGCCAUUCGCACGCACUUUAACGUGUCCAAGUCCAAGGCGAUUGGCAUUGCGAAUCACUCGGACGCGGAAGGCUGCUCGAUCGUGUCGACGACCAACUCGCUCCGGUACGCGACGCACCUCGUGCACGCGAUGGACGGCUACACGCUCAGCGUCGCGCCGGUCCGGCACUCGAACCACAUGCGGCACCUCGACGACAUUCUCGACUGGCUGCGACAACUCUGCGAGGUCUCGGACGGGCUCGCGCAGCUCGUGAGCCACGCGAUCGCGUCACCACGCGGCGCCGUGGCACCCGACACGCUAUUUUCGACGCUCUCGCUCGAUGCGACACUCGAGAGCUUUCUCAAGACGCACCCGAUCAACGCCGAUGCGGUCUCGUUCUUGACGACCAUGUUUCCGACGCAGACGCCGCUCUCGACGUGGAUCCCGCCGUUUGACGAGCAGUCGCUCGUCGCCACGUACCUCGCCGAAAUGGCACCGCACACAGCCAGCGUGCCGCCGCCGCGGGCGCCGACGUCGACGCUGACGUCGCUCGUGCGCAACUAUGCGCUCCUCAACAAGCCCGCGUCCCAGAAGCUCAACCGACUUUUCCACGAGCUCAUUCUGAACCAGCACCUCAAGCCGACGAUGAUGGACGCGUUCGUCUCGUCGUAUUUGCACAACACGAGCUCGUACCUCCAAGGCCUCGGCGCGUCGAGCGACAGCAUUUUUGACUUUGCGACGCAACUGUUGACCGUGCCGUCGCUCCUCGUGCCCUACAUGGGCGGCGCCAACUCGAUCGUCGCCAUCUUGCUCUCUGCGCUCGCUUCCGUGCUCGAAACCUCGACCAAGCGCGUGACGCUCGGAAGCGGUGUGGUCGGCACGCUCUUUCAGCCGGAAAACCCCGCGAUCUCGCACUCAAAAUACAAGCACGCGGCCGACAACCUUGAAUUUGCGCUCGGCAAUGGGACCGCCGCCGAUCUCAUUUGCCACACGGGGCACUUUGAGCAGUGGCUGCACUGCCUCGGACUUCUCCAGAACGCGGACGCACAGAUCCGUCGGGGCCGCCACGAACCCCAUGUCGAGUACGAGUCGGACAGCUGGUUUUCGACGUUCAACCUCGGCAUCAAGAUGCACGCGCUCUUCCCGCUAAUUCUACAGGGCCUUACCUCGACGGCCGUCGCGUCGGUGGGCACGUCGCUUUCGGAGCUCAUGGCGGCCUCGGUGGCCGAGAUCAAGCGCGUCACGCUCGAGCAGUCGGUCGUGCACGCCAAGGUGCUGCCCGGCGGCACGCCCGGCACGGACUACUGUCUGCGCCUCGAAGACGCCAACGGCGUGUGGCGCGACGCAGCGUCGCUGCACAUUCCCCUCCAUCGGUUUGUGGCAGCGUUUCUCAAGCACGUGCUGUACGUGCAAAAGAAUGACCGCUUUGACGUGUCCAACUGGACCACCCUCCUCGGCCUCGACGCGCUCUCGCCCGACGACGUGCUCUUGCUGCUGGACGCGCCACUCAAGUGCCUCGUCAUGUCGAGCCAGAUCCAGAGCAACCUCUGGCGCCGGAAUGGGGACGAAAACAUGAUUACGCAGCUCUUCAACUACUCUGCGCUGCCGUACUGCGUCAACUACCGCGAUUCGGACCUUUUCAUGCUGCAAGUGGGCAUUGCGCUCCUCGGGCCCGAGCCGAUGCUGCAGCUGCUGCUGGACCGCUUCCAUUUGGCGUCGUUUUUCCACUUGGCCGACACGACGGGACUCGAACCCGCGCUCGCGUACGACGACGACCAGAACAUGCACAUGGUCGAAGAGCUCCUCCGGCUUUUGAUUGUGCUCGCGACCAACGUGCCGUCGUCGACGGGCGCCGCGUUUGAAGAAGCGUUCUUGUCGAACGAGCUGCUCCACCACCUCAUGGUCAAGUUUUCGUCGUUUUCCGAGCUGAGCGAGAACAUGGCGCUGCCGCUCGGCGGGCAAGAGACGAUCUCGGCCGCGCGCCUCGAGCCCGUCUUGACCAAGCUCUCGACGUUUGUGCCGCCCAACGGCAUGGAGCCUGGCAAGUACGAGCUCUUGCCUCAGUACAUGGCGCAGUGCAAUCCGUACCACGUGCAUUUGAACCGCGAGCUGCACGAGCAGGCGCGGGACCGGUGCGCGUCGUGGCGCACGUCGCAGCCGCCCAACGCGCCGCCGCUGGUGCUGCCACCGCCGCCCUUGCCCGUGUUUGCGUCCGUGCCGACGAUCCUCACGACGCCGAGCACGAUGAAGCUCUUGCAGCAGCUCCUCGAGACGAUGGACGCCACCAACGUCUCGGAGACGGUCGUUUCCAUGACGCUCGACGUGCUCGUGUUUGGCGUGCAGAUGGCGAUGCGCGCGGACGACGACGGCUUUUGGCGCUUGCUGCAGCCGCUGUUGCCGACCUUUCUCAAGUGCCAGCAAAACCCCGACGCGCUCGACAAGGAGCAGCACGAAGUCCUCGAUUGGAUUUUGACUGCGAUCAAAACGCACAGUUCGCUCUGCGCGGCCGCGCUGCAGCAAGCAACGCCGUGCGAAGCGACGAAAGCGGGUGCCAACGAACUCUCGCUGCAGGAGCGAAAGGAGCAGGCCAAGCAGCGCGCGAUGGCGGCGAUGGCGCGGCAACAAGCCACGUUUUCGCAAAUGAUGGGCAGACGGUCGAAAAACUGCUGCAUUUUGUGCCACGAGAGCUCCAAGCCCGACGAGAUGGGCAUGGUGGGUUUUGUGCACCAGUCGACGGUGCUCUCGAAUACGUUCCGGCCGCACCCGGACGAUGCGCUGACACCGUCGGCGAAAGCGACGCGCAAGGACAUUGGGUCGCUCAUCGAGCACAUGAAGCUCGUGAGCUACCCGGAGGAUGGCCCGGCUCUCUUUGCCGUGCGCGACCACCCGGCCCCUGGGCGGCGCAUGGCGUUUGCCGACCUCUUUUGGGACAUGGAGGACGACGACGAGGGCGAAGACGACGAGGGCGACGACGAUGGCGAAGAGGGCGUGCGCGAGUCGGACGACAUGGACGGAGGUCGUCGCCCGCGCGCGGGCACCUCGGACAUGGAAAGCGGCGGCGAAGGGCCACCGAUGGUGCUGCCCUUGGAUGUUGACGACGCGGCGUCACCGGCACUCGGCCCGAUGCACGUCGACGGCGACGCGCCCGUGGCGAACGCGCUGGGCGGCGUCAUCCAGCAAGCGCUGCGACGUAUCCCGGUGCCGCGCCGGCGCCAGUAUCGAUUCCAUACGCGAAGCUCGACGAGUACGACGAGUGGCCUCGCGUUUGUUCCGUGCGGGCUCUUUGCGCGGACGUGCCAGCACACGGUGCACAUGCGCUGCCUCGACACGUACAUUCGCACGCUGCACGAGAAGGCGCUGCGCGGCGAAGAGUUUGACGGGAUGCAGGCCGUGGACGGGGACGCCAACAUGACGCAGUUUCUCUGCCCGCUCUGCAAGACGCUGUGCAAUAUCUUGCUGCCGGUGGUCGCGGCCGAGGCGCCGCCGCCGGCGCGGUCGCUCGCACCGUGGUACCGGAUUGUCGAGAACACGUCGCGGCAGUGGCACCGGUGGUUUCGACCCACGUCGCACCCGAUGACCGAGUCGGACGAAGUGUUUGACGUGUGGAAAGGGUACUUUGAAGAGGUGCUCUGGGAGCCCCACGGCAGCUUUGAGAAGGGCGCGCCGUUCUUGUGGUCGGCCUGCGCCUACACGAUCGCGGCCACGCUCCUCGACGUCGAGGCCGACGACGCGCCGUUUGACAUUAUGGGCGACGCGUGGCCCGUGGCGCUCGAGAAAGAGCUCUCGUCGCUCUCGGCUGUCGCCAAGUUUGCGCGCUGGUCGUUUUCGAUGGUGCAGUUUACAGCCGACUCGAAAGUCAUUUACGAGACGGUCAAGCGCUGCUGCCCCGUCGAGCGCGAAUCCAAGCGCGAGUACAACAAGUUUACCAAGAUGAUUGGCAGCAUUGACGCGUGCAUUCGCGGAACCAUCCUCGGCCUCUUGGUGGCCGACACGUUUACGGCGUUUGUGGUCGCCAGCGUCGUGGCGGCAAACACGGCUACGAUCGCCGAGAUGGUUCCUGUCUUUGGCGUUGCCGACUACCUGCAGCGCUUUCUGGACGCGUUCUUCGUCCAAGAAAAGCUCAAGGCCGUGAGCCUGUACCACGACGUGUCGACGUUGCACGAAAGCAACGCGGUAGCAGCGACGAGCUCGCGCGUGCACAACACGCGGCACCAGUCGGCCGCGUCGAUCAAGACGGUCGAAGCCGCGACACACAAAAAGACGCUGGCCAAGCUCGCCAAGUGGGAGGCCAAAGCACUGGAAGACGACGACGUCAAGGGCGCGCUGUGUCUGAUUCGGCGCAUGUGCGAGCUCGAACCGCUGCUUCGGCUCUCGGCGCUCGGCGACUUCAAGUCGUUUACGUCCACCUUGGCCACGAUUCGCACGUCCAACCGGUUGCUGGAGCGCCGCAUGCAACUCUACUACUGCUGCCUCGUCGGCAAGGACGAGUCGGUGGUCGCGCCGUCGCUGCGCGAGGUGGCCGAGAGCCCGAAAGAGGCGCUCGCGACCGUCUGGCAGUGGUGCGUGACGCGCAAGGCCAGCCAAGCUGAGCUCGGGGCGGCCUCCCAGGACGCGCAGCGCCGCUGCGAGCACGCCGACCACAUGAGCGAGGCGUAUGUGGCCAACAUGUUUAUCAUCCGCGACCAGGCGACGCCGCUGCAGCUGAUUGCGCUGCCCACGCAGUACGACGAGCUGUACAGCCACCAUGUGCACCAAGUGUGCGCGCGCUGCAACCGCGUGCCGCGGGAACCGGGCCUGUGUCUUGUCUGCGGCGUGCUCCUCUGCUGCGGCGAGUCGUGCUGCUCGUACUGCGGCGGCGGCCUCGGCCUUGUGCUCAUGCUGCAGCAGUGCCGGGUCGUGCUCCUCGGCGGCUCGAUGGUGGCCUACUUUCCGUGCCCGUACGUGGACGCGCACGGGGAGGAGGACCAAGGGCUCCAGCGCGGCCGCCCGCUCAAGCUCGACCGCAGCCGGUACGCACUUUUGCAGACGCUCUGGCGCAGCCACCAUCUCUUCCCUGAAGUCUCGCGCCUGCGCAACCAGCGCGAGAGCCAGCAGCCCAUCAACUUAACCUACAUUUAA
Molecule: messenger RNA, 5901 nt
Organism: Saprolegnia parasitica CBS 223.65
Lineage: Eukaryota; Oomycota; Saprolegniomycetes; Saprolegniales; Saprolegniaceae
Exons: 7
Coding region: 1-5901 (1966 amino acids)
Biological process (GO): protein ubiquitination; ubiquitin-dependent protein catabolic process via the N-end rule pathway
Cellular component (GO): cytoplasm; ubiquitin ligase complex
Molecular function (GO): ubiquitin protein ligase activity; zinc ion binding
Source: RefSeq, a predicted model, not a curated record